This is a messenger RNA of Brassica napus (rape), 2634 nucleotides long. RefSeq lists its product as uncharacterized. The transcript is spliced from 12 exons. Bases 770 to 2173 code for a protein of 467 amino acids. The record is from RefSeq and is a predicted model, not a curated record. Lineage: Eukaryota; Viridiplantae; Streptophyta; Magnoliopsida; Brassicales; Brassicaceae.
UACAACGUUCUAUUGGAAGGCUUACUGUAAAAGGUUUUAGAAAACCAGAUUUUUCUUACUUUAGAAAGAAAAAUAUUCUUCUUUUUGUUGUGUUGUAAAAAAUAAAACGUACUGAGUUGAAGUUUAUAAAAGUUAAAAGUAUUAAUUUGAAUUUCUUCGAAGCACUUUUUAGAAUUAAAAUCUGUCAGUAUUUCUCUAAUUAAAAUUACAUAUCCAGAUGUUGCUUUGUGAACGAACCAAUAUCUCAACUAUGAAAACAAAAAGAAAAGUAUCAUAAGAUAAUUUAGUAGUUAAAAUAUGAGAAAUAUAGUAUUCAAUUUUGCCGGAUUUCAUAUAAAAGUUAGAUUAUGUACCAAUAUAUGUAAAAUAAAAAAUUAUCAAUGUUGAGCUAUUUUACUUUCUUAUUAUGACUGUUUCAGAUCAUGACAAUCAACACUCAGAUUAUUAUAUAUAUAUAGACAUGCUGAUCACUGUCCACACCCUCUCAAUUUCUGACAUAUUCACAUUUGUUUCUGAAGAAAGGUAAAUUUCAUUUGUCACACAGUUUUACAGAGGAUAUAACUUCUCACAGAUUCAUUUACAUCUAGUUUAAUAUUUAUCAUCAUUCUUAUAUAUAGAAAAAAAAGAAGCUUCACUAAGUCCGAUGCCCAAAAGCUGUUCUCGUAAAAUAUUCAUGCAAAUUUUUUAUUAUCUCAUAGUACAUAAUCCAUCUUCGAUAUAACUUCUUUAGGCUUAAGGUGUGAUUGUGAAAAUUGCAGUGUUGUUAAGAAUGGCUUCAAACGACGAUCUUGAAUUUUCUUUUGAAGUUAAUUCCUUCUUGGAUUCGCUAGAAACUUUUAAUGCUGUCACGGAGCGUCAAGAAAAUCCUUCGUUGUUGGCUUCUCAACAUGAGCACCGUGAGAUGGUUCCAUAUGUCCCUGUCUCUGCUGCCACAAAUGAUGUAUAUCCACCAUCAUUGAUAGAAAAUCCGAACACUGAUCAAGAGACAUUAACAAGAAAUCCAAGCUUUGAUCAAGAGAGAGUAACACAAAAUCAAAGCUUCCGUCAUGUGGACGAUUAUUCUAGAUCUAUCAACGCAUUACAGUUAUCUCCCAACGUGCCAUCAUGUACAUUCCCGAAUGGCCAAAGAGAAAGUAUCUACAGUAAAAACUGUUUGCUAACCUCAGCCAAUAACGCGAUGAUGAGCACUGGACUACAAUCAGUUGGUUCACAACAUGGAUAUGUAAACCAAAGCUAUCAACAACCUUUGAUGUCGCAAACAAAUCACCACCUCUUUAACGAUCCAUAUGUUUCACUAAUGAUGGAAAGUAAUGCACAACAAGUGGAGAAAGCUAAUGGACUUACAAAUUUCAAUCCUAUGUAUGGCCUUCGAGAUCAUCGCCUUCCUCCUUUUGGAUGCAGCUUUCAGGGAGAACGACAUAAUCUCGACUUAAUAGUUGACCAACUCAAGCAUAUCAGUGGAAAUGAUCAGAUGCAACAAGCUGAAACGUCCAACAGGCAUAUUCCACCAUAUGAGGAGGCUUUGCAAAGCAAUCAACACCAGAUUCCUUAUGCGUCGUCUGCAAAUACUAUACCAAAUCCAGGGUAUCGUACUCCCAUGAUUUCAAACACCCAAGUCCUACAAACGCCGGAAAACUAUCCACCCUUUGCGCAGACGCCAUAUCAAUCUGAUCCAUUUGCUUUUAAUUUCCAAAAUUCAAGCUCAGUUAAAACUACUCGUCGAGCCCGGGGAAGGCCGAGAAAAAAUCAAAUUCCGUUGCCUUUGGUACCUACAACUCAAACGCUUUUAACCUCUCCCAGACAUUAUGGCACACAAGAUAAGGGAAAACAACCUAUUACAGCAAGGCCGCCUUUUAACCCAAGUCUCUACGAUCAAUGUCAAAAUUCAUACACAAACACAAUGAUCCAACAAAGUGGAGUUAUGAGGCAACGUAGUAUUUAUGAUCAACUCGAAAAUGAAUGCUCAUCGUUUAAAACAAGGAGGAUCAUGGUCCCGUGUCAAGAGAAAUCUAUAGCAGAUUCAUCAACGGCUUCCUUUUGGCAAGAUGGAAAUUUGCGUUCAUCAAGUGCUGCAGGCAGUAACCAUGAAGAGAGGCCCAUAAAAAAUACAAUGUAUGAUCCAUUGUACGCAGGUGUUGGAUUACCCAUCGAUCCUCAUUUGAGGCUCUUUUAGUUAACUUUAUUGAAAUGGUAAUUAUCUCGUAUAUUUUACCAAGUCAUUUAGGAUCUGUAUAUAUUUAAACAAUAUAUAAUCAAAUAUUACAUUGUAAUCUUUUGUGAUUUUUCUCCUUUUCAGAACAACAUAUUUUUUUUUUUUGAAUUAUACACAGUUUCCCCAAAGGCUUCCCAGGCCCAAGGGACUAAUCUGUGUCGCUGCGGCCCGAAUGUUAAAUUUCAGAACAACAUAUUUUGCAUGUUUCAAGAAUUCAUUAUGAUGGAAAAGUAUUUCGAGACCAUCCCUCCAGAUCAUAUAACCAGCUAGAAUAUAUACAACAGUAUGUAAUGUAGUCGUUUAUAAUAGUAUUGUCAACAUAUCACUAUCAAAAUUCAAAUUCGGUAGUGCGUGAUUUGUGGAAAAAAGCAUGCAUGUACUAAAGAGAACUAUAAUAUACAAAACUGAAGUAAUUUACUAGC